Messenger RNA from Haliotis rufescens (red abalone), 2001 nucleotides. RefSeq lists its product as uncharacterized. The record is from RefSeq and is a predicted model, not a curated record. The transcript has 4 exons. Bases 585 to 1892 code for a protein of 435 amino acids. Lineage: Eukaryota; Metazoa; Mollusca; Gastropoda; Lepetellida; Haliotidae. Gene Ontology annotation, cellular component: membrane. Gene Ontology annotation, biological process: neuropeptide signaling pathway. Gene Ontology annotation, molecular function: G protein-coupled peptide receptor activity.
CCAUCAGUCUUGACAGAUGAGCGUUUCCCAGAAGUACAUUUGACAAACAAUGCUUUCUUGACUGCCACAUCUAAACACCCAGCCAAACCAGAGGCUGCAUCCAUGAGCGCGUUAAACAAUGGACACCAGUCCCUUCAAAUCAGUGACAAGCAACAAGGCACGUGAAGAUUAACACCGAUACCAAAUCCAUACUGGUGACACUGCCACUUGGACUCAGCUAUUGGUUGGCCUGAGACCAGCUCAGCAGGACGAAGAUACGAAGCUACAUAUAACAGCCUGGCAGAUCAAUGCUUCACACAGCGGCACCUUGUGGCGACGUGCUUCUGAACCACAGAGACGGAGGUGCAGUCUCAUCCCCAGGAUCGUACCCAGUGUCCGGGAGAUCAAACUUCCUACAACUUCGUUAGAGGCGACACGACAUUUGAAGAAACUUACGUCGACAAGAGCAAGGUGUCUGUUUUGACUCUGGAUACGCCAAUGUCAUGCGCUGUCUACGUGUUUCCAGGAACUAACUGCCUUCAACGAGGAUAAGGAGUAACUGACAUGAUCAUCUAGCUGCGCAUCUAGGUUCGACGGCGUCCGGUAUGGCACACAACGUGUCCAUUUCCAUGGAUAUCUUGUCCGAAGCUGUCAACCACACGCAGCCCCAUGAUAAGUCGAAAGUGUAUGCAGUUGUUGGUAUACUGUCUGUGUUCGCCAUUACUGGAACCAUCGGUAACGCCCUUGCAUUCUAUGUGUUCUAUAACCUGAAAAACAAACUGACAUCCACGAUUUUCAUCUUGGCAUUAGCCGGAGUAGAUUUCAUCACUUGUCUGGUAACAAUACCAUACACAAUUGCCGUAGAAUAUCUUGAUUUUUAUGUGAAAUAUGAUGCUGCUUGUAAGUUUUACCACUUUCUCAUUACGACAACAAUCCCAUUUUCGGCAUUCAUCAUGGUUGCCAUUGCCGUUGAUCGAUAUCUCUGUAUUUGCCACCCCUUCCUACAUCUCAUGACCAUCAAACGAGCCCGAAUUAUUGUCGGCUGUUUGUCUGCAUUCGCACUGGCGUUAGGAGCUACAGCUUGUGUCCACUACAGUGUGUUCAAAAUCCAAGACCUCGAUCAGCAUGUGAACAGCACCUUAAGUCCGGUCAGUGUGGAGUUUACAGCCCGUUCUGGUAGCAACGUAACAGGACCUGAGUACGGCCUCUUGCAACCAACAGAUUCGUCCAAGGGAAAUUAUUCUUUCAGUCGUGGCCUUGAAGACAAAGAUCGUAACUUUACUGAUUUCCCUGAACCAUAUGAAAUGAAGCCGCUUGAAGUCUAUACCGGCCAAUGUGGAACCAGAAACACUACUAUUGACCCUUUAUUUUUUAUGGUUUACCAAAGGCUGUACUCAAGCUUCUUCUUGGUGUGUUGUGUAGUAGUGUUCAUACUGUAUAGCCUCAUUUACAAAUCUGUCAUUUCUCAGAGACAGAAGCGACUGAGGAUUAAGACUCAGAAAUGCUGUCUAAUGUGGGAUGCUGCCAAUGUAGACAAUGAACAGUCUGAAGUGACGGUCGCCUUAGAGCUGAACCACUCUACGACAAACGGAGAAAGUCUCAAGACGCGGCCUGAUGAAAGCCUAGUUCCAGACAAUGCCCAAAACAGCAACCAGGCAAACUCGUCCAGAGCGCGCCUGGAACGUAUGAGAAUGGCCAACAUCAAAACAGCUAUGAUGCUGUUCGUCGUAACACUCGUCUUCAUCGUUGCGUUUUCUCCUGCAUGGCUGAUGGUACAUCACCUUAUCACGAUGAACGUUGUGUUUUUCUAUAUGUAUUUCAUAUACAAUGUCGUUAACCCAAUCAUAUACGCUUUUAUGAACAAUGCUUUUAGGGUUGAGCUUAGAAAGAUAUUUCACUGCGAAGGACAAUAGAAACGUGGAUCGUUUAUCACUACAAUUUAUGUUGUUAAGAGUAUCGAUAGUUCCCAUUGUAAACAUAUUUUGUUAUUAUAUCUGUAUUGCUUCAAAUAAAACGUGUUAC